This is a messenger RNA of Amorphotheca resinae ATCC 22711, 3264 nucleotides long. RefSeq lists its product as hypothetical. Gene Ontology annotation, molecular function: protein binding. The coding region runs from base 1 to 3264 and encodes 1087 amino acids. The record is from RefSeq and is a predicted model, not a curated record. The transcript is spliced from 5 exons. NCBI's taxonomy places the organism in Eukaryota, Fungi, Ascomycota, Leotiomycetes, Helotiales, Amorphothecaceae.
AUGGCGGCUCCAGCCUCAUCAUCACUGUUUAUGAGUCUGGGGAACGCAUGGAGGCUCCUAUCACUUCGAAGUGACGUCGACGACAUCAUCUUGGAGCUACUCGGUCAUUUUUCGCUGGAGAAGAUUUAUGCCGAGAGCGACAAGGAGACGUAUCAACACUUGUUGACUACUCUGCUUGCUCAACUAAACACGAUAUUUUACUUUCAACGUCUGACAGUACCCUCUGAGAACCUGCAAGUCGGCUCACUUGGGUGGUAUUUGGGGUUUCUUGCCAGCUGGGAGGUAACUUUACGUUCAGUAGAAUUUAUCCUGCAGGUCGUCCAAGAGGGGCGCGAAAAUCUGUGGGAGGCUGAAUCGUUAAGAGACAAAUAUCUGCCCGAGUUCCUCUUAUCAGCCCUCAGGCUCAUCACGCUUCACCCCAAAGCCCCCUCAAACCAGCGUGCUAAAGAUCGCCGAGAGCGGUUUGCACGCAUUCACCGGUCUCUAGAGAGAAUACACGACAGUUACCCCGGGUCCAAAUCCUUUCUCUUCUUGAUCUGCAGAGAAAUCACUGGCGCUCUAAAAGCUGAGCCCAAUGGUCUUGCUCUUCCUACAAAGAUGAGAUAUGAGUUGCCAAAUUUGGCCUCUGAUUUGUAUCCCCUUCACGAAUGCCUCUCAUCACAGUAUGUCUCUACGAUAGCACCCAAAACUGGCUUUUCUACUUGUGAUUGGCUCUCCCAGUUUCUGGCGCUUCGAGAUGUGUCCCACUUCGUAGUGGCAGCCUCCAUCCAGUAUUCUGUGAAUCGAGAGACUCGCGAUGUGCGCCUUCAAUCAUCUUCUGCCAGGACACGGAAUGCUGUGUUACAUGCUCUUGAAAAUCUUCAGAUGCCAGAGCAUCUAUCCCAGGUAGAUAUGAUUGCAACGUUCAGUGAAACGUUUCGAAUCAUCCUUCCAGACACACCUAGUCUCGAACGACGAGGUUCAUCGGAUUCCCACCAAUACGAGACAAAAAUGGAUGCCACAGAUGCCCUCUGCUUAAGACUAAGUGAACGUCAGGUGAUACAUCGUGUGAGUGAUAGGGAAAUGAUGCAUAGCCUGUCGAAAAUUACCAGGAGUAUUUCUUUACUGGAUGAUCCCACAGCUCAGGUAAGAGCUAUACGUCCAAGGCUAUACGCAGUGAACUGUCCCAGUUCUCAUCUUGCAGGUGAUUCCCAGCUAAGGUCAUCGGAGGAUCUGAAAUUUCCAGAAGAUCCUUCUGAAGGCUCGGAAAUAAUGCUGCCAUCAGAUUCAAAAUGUAUCUAUUGCGGAGAGCCCAUAACCAUGCUGCGAGAAGUAUCCCUCGCACAAAAUACCUGGGAAAUUUUAAAGCCCCUUGAGCCUAACCCCGAUACGAUCAACGUGGAACGACAUCUGCCUACGAGGUUCCGAUUGGAGCCACCAAAAUUUGAGAGUGGCUUGACGUUGAAUCCAAAUUAUAACAACAUCUUCAGUGGCAGCAGCCAGAAAUCAUUUGAGCCAGAACCAUAUUUGCCUCAUCAGAUUUCGUCUCCAUUUUCGGCCUCUUUUCCCCAAGAACCAUCACGCUCUAUUUCUCAGGCUCUACGAUCCCCACAAUUGUCUAACUUUCGUCAGAAUUUAGAUACACAGCGGACCGACACGUUGCUGCCAGAUGGUCAAACCCCUAAUUCUAGUGAGGGAGGGAAUCCCUUUGAUAUCCAGAUAUCAACCGAAACCCCGGCUAUUAAAACUACCAUAGUCGAAGCACCAAUUUCACCAGACUCUCUAGUAUCUCCAAGCACAAUAUUUCGUGGUCCAAGGCAGUCCCGGGGUGAACAAUCCCCACGAUCUGUCUGCUUUGAGAACGUCCCUAGUCUCAAAAGUCGACCUGUGCCAUUAAUUGCGACCCCUGAGAAACCAAAAUCUGGGUGGAGAUCGAAAAUAUCACGAUCAAGAAGAGACAGCCCUGCAGUUUCUGGAGACACGAGCUCUUUGUCAUCAACAACACUAGAAUCUCAAAGACUUGAGGAAAUUUGCCUAAAGAGCUCGACUACAACGUCAAAAGGUUCUGCGAGGAGCAAGUCAGCCAAGAAAAUAAGGGAUAUAAAAGUGUAUCUAUCCCAAAAUUCAUCAUACGCCCUCUUUUGGUCACAGUCGUCAAUACAUGUAUUUGAUGUCGGAAAGUCGCCUCCGACGAUUAUUCACGCAACAUCAACCGACAGUACUUGUGUUCUGGCAGCUCUAACAAAGGUGCAUCUGGCAUAUAUUAUUAAAUCGCAAGAGCAGAAACUUACGCUUCGAAUCAUAAACCUCGUACAACCCCAAACUCCGGUAGUCGAGUACCGUAUGGCCCAAUCGCCGUAUUGUACGAGCAUAUCCAUUUGUCCCAAAGAGAACUAUGUCGUUGUUGGGUUCGACAAGCCUAUUGUUCGAUUUUUCAGAACCUCUGGUUCAGAGGCCCCACGAGAAGACCGUCUUCAUAGUCGCUAUCAUGAAGAAUGCAAAGAGAAAGACUGUGCGCCUGUUGGAACAUUAUCGUUCUCAACCGAUGGCCUAGCCCUCCUUGCCAGUACCAGAAGCCUCAAGAAUGGCACAAUCUCAUUCUACUCUUGGCGUUAUCCAUUCGACACUUUCCAGGAGGAAUCAAAAUGCCGAUACCACGUUGCCUUACAUGAGUCUGAAGACAACGGAGUCUCGUCGGCAAUUUUCCGCCCUGGGUCUGGAAUGGAACCAAACUUAAUAUGCGUCACCACUUGGACACUUUCCGGUAGCCCUCUGUUGAUCCAGCCGGAAAAUGGCCAGAAAAGUGACAUCAAGACUGAUAGAGCAGGUCACCAAGGCCAAUUGGGGAGUCGCAUUCAGUGCGCCACUUUCUCGCCCUCUGGCAAGGAGCUUGCAAUGGUUAACGCCAAAGGACAUCUGUAUCAGAUCGUGAACCUCAAUUCGAAUCCGCUUGAUGUACGAAGAAUCGCAACUUCACUGGAACUCACUAAGAAAGAAGAUUUCUUUGCCAUGUCGUAUAUGGCACUACCUGAUGAAGAUGCAAUUGUCCUUGCAUGGGCAGAUUCAUCCAAAGACUUGGGGUACGUGAAAAAGAUACCUGUAAGAUCGCAAGGAAUCACGAGCACUGCCACAGCCCAUGGUUCUAUGCACAUGUCUCAUGAUAUGCAGACAGUUAUUCGCUAUGAACUUCCUGGUGAGGGUAUAUGCUCCCCAGGAACCCCAGCGGAGAUGAGUGCCCCGGAAGACGAUGGACCCCACAAGGGAAAAAUGAAAGAAAAUUAUUAG